UUUUGUCAGAAACAUCAAACAAGGGUUGAGGUUUCUCCUCGCAGCCUCAGCCCUGCCGCUCUCCCCGGCUUUAUCUCCCGCCUGCGGCGUGCAGGGGAGCCUCUCGCACCUCGGCAGGAAGAGAUGGCAGCGGGGGAGACGCAGCUCUACGCCAAGGUCUCCAACAGGCUCCGGGGCCGCAGCACCCCCUCGCUCCUGGAGCCCCUCCUGGCCGUGGGCUUCCCGGCGCACACCGCGCUGAAGGCGUUGGCAGCCACGGGCAGGAAGUCAGCGGAGGAUGCCGCGGACUGGCUGCGUUGCCAUCGCAAUGACCCUUCCCUGGACGACCCCAUCCCCCAAGAGUACGCCCUUUUCCUCUGCCCCACGGGGGCCCUGCUGGAGAAACUUCAGGAGUUCUGGAGAGAGAGCAAGCGUCAGUGUGCAAAGAACAGAGCUCAUGAGGUCUUCCCCCACGUGACGCUCUGCGACUUCUUCACGUGUGAAGACCAGAAGGUGGAGUGCCUGUACGAGGCCCUGAAGAGAGCUGGGGACAGGGUCCUGGGCGCCUUCCCACCGGCCGUGCCGCUGGUGCUCCACUCCUCCGUCAGCUACCUCGGCUUCUUCCUCAGCGGCAGCCCCGCCGACGUCAUCCGGGAAUUUGCGGUGACCUUUGCCACAGAAGCCUCUGUCUUAGCAGACUGCGCCGUGAAGCCUUGCACCAAGCAGCUGCACCUGACCCUGGCCCACAAGUUCUACCCCCACCACCAGCGGACGCUGGAGCAGCUGGCCAGAGCCAUCCACCCCGGCCUCGGCUGCCCGUGGACCGCAGCGCUCUACUCCCGGGACAUGCGCUUCGUGCACUACCAGACCCUUAGGGCCGUGUUCCAGUACAAGCCCCAGAACGUGGACGAGCUGACGCUGAGCCCGGGCGACUACAUCUUUGUGGACCCCACUCAGCAGGAGGAAGCCAGCGAGGGAUGGGUGAUUGGGGUCUCCCAGAGGACGGGCCGCCGGGGCUUCCUGCCCGAGAACUACACGGACCGAGCCAGCGAGGCCGACACCUGGGUGAAGCACAGGACGUACACCUUCAGCCUGGCCACAGACCUGGACUCCAGAAAGGACGGCGAAGGCGGUAGCAGCCAGAGCGCGGAAUUUCAUCCUCCCCAAACGUCGAGGAGCCUUAGCAGCAUACAGGCUCUGCAGGCCACGGUGGCAAGGAGGAGCGUGCUGGUGGUGCGCCACGGGGAGCGAGUGGACCAGGUCUUCGGGAAGUCGUGGCUGCAGCAGUGUUCCACCCCCGACGGAAAAUACUACCGGCCAGACCUGAACUUCCCCUGCAGCCUGCCCCCACGGAGCGGCGGCAUCAAGGGCUUCGAAAGCGACCCGCCGCUGUCGUCCUGCGGAGUCUUCCAGUCCAGACUCGCAGGGGCCGCGCUGCUGGACAGUGGGGUCAGAGUCACCUCUGUGUUCGCCUCCCCAGCCCUCCGCUGUGUGCAGACGGCCAAACUCAUCCUGGAAGAACUCAAACUGGAGAAAAAAAUGAAGAUAAGAGUGGAACCCGGAAUCUUUGAAUGGACAAAAUGGGAGGCUGGCAAAGCCACCCCAGCCCUCAUGAGCCCGGAAGAGCUGAAAGAGGCCGACUUCCCCGUGGACGCUGACUACAGGCCUGCGUUUCCCCUCUCCUGCCUCCUGCCGGCCGAGAGCUAUGAGGAGUACGUGGACAGGUGCACAGCAAGCGUGAGACGGAUCGUCAACACCUGCGCACGGGACACAGGCGUCAUCCUGAUUGUGAGCCACGGCUCGGCGCUGGACUCCUGCACGCGGCCACUCCUCGGGCUGCCGCCCCGGGACUGCGGAGAUUUUGCCCAGUUAGUGAGAAAGAUCCCUUCCCUGGGCAUGUGCUUCUGCGAAGAAAACAGAGAGGAGGGGAAGUGGGAGCUGGCACCCCCGCCCGUGAAGACCCUGACGCACAGCUCCAACUCGGCGUUCAACUGGAGGAACUGGAUCCUGGGCAACUGAGCGGCACGGCGCGGCGACUCGCGGUGCGGAGGCUGCGAGAUGCUGUGACUUCCGAGGUGCCCUAGUCUCACCUGGUGUGAGCUGUAGAGGCACGAAACGCACUUUUACAUUUGGGGGUGUUUGUUUGCCGCCUGUUUCCGUUGUCCUUCAGGCUGGGCCGCGGGCGUGAGGCAGAGGCUGGGCUGGGGGUGCUGCCCCCGGCAGGUGCUCGCAUAUCUGCCUCCAUACGGGAAGGCGGAGCGUGGCUUGGGGGGGGAUGACACCUGGGACUCCGACUUCCAGGAGUUAAAGACUCCCCCCCAACACACACACACACACUCUUAUUCUACACGUUCGCAUCAGUGAGGUUCCCAGUUAUCUUUCCCGCUCCUGUUUCAAUCGCGCUUCAGCUGUGUCCACACGGGCUACUCAAGAAAACUGGCAGGGAACCCACCCACCAGAUCAAUGCUGGGACCUGCUCCUUAAUGUGAACACCCACGUGUCAGCAUCCUGUCACUGCAGCAACAGACGACCACAACCUUGGUGGUCACCGAAAGUUCACAGCGCAGGUUUUUCAACUCACGCAGACUUACUCUCCCACUGUCCAGGGGUCAGGGUUCAGCUGUCGAGCUCUGUCCCUCCUGGCGGCUCUAGGGGACGAUCCCUUCCCCACCCUUUCCAGCUUUCAGAGGCCACCUGCAUCCCUCUUCUCGUGCCCGACCCCAGCCCUCCAGGACAGCAGAGUAGCGUCCUCCAAGCUCUCUCUACCUCUGCCCCCACUGUCAUUGUCACCUGCCUUGGGCCCUCCGCCUCCCUCUGCCAGGGCCCCUGUGAUCCCCUUGGGCCCGCCCAGUAAUCCAGGUCAUGGCUAUCUCUGGGUCCUCAGCCUCGCUGCACCCACAAAGUCCCUUUUGCCAUGUAAGGUCCCAUGGUCACCAUCUGGGGGACUAGGAUGUGGACAGCUCUGGGGGUCAUCCCUUAGCUGCCACCCCUGUCCUCCCAGGUGCGUCAGGGCUGCUCCCACAGGCCCACGCGGUAGGGUCUGAUGCCCCGGGGUGCGGGUCUUUUUUUGGCUCCCCCUUUUCUUGCUUCCGAUCAAGAUGGCGGGAAGGGGGCUUUGCAGACGGGAGGAGUGGGUUCCCAUGACAUAACGGGGAGCCAGAAGGGCCACCAGCAAAGGGACGUCCGCCUCCAACAGUAUAAACACUAUGGUGGCUUUGACUUUAGGAAGGUGGCCCAGGAGUGGGUGGGGUCCCCCCAGUGUGGCUCCCGCCCCCACCCCACAGGUCGCACCUGUUCCCACAGCCCACGGAGGCGCCUGGCGCUGCAGGCGAGAUCCCACCACAGUGCGGUGAAAACCCACCCGCCUCUCCUCUUUCCCAUCCCCGUUCCCAUUUGGACGUCAUUUCCUGUUGCCAUUUGGGACAUGGCUGAUCUGUGCCCGGCCCUGUAUGAACUAGAGCAAUACAGAGGCCGGGGAGGCCCAGCACCGCACCUGCGGCCGGCAUGGAACAUGCGUGAGGACGUCACACACCCUGAGCCAAGGCAGAACCAGCUCCCGUCAUGCAGACCACGCAGGGCCAGACCCGACGAACAUGUCCUCGGCGUGUCCGUAAAGGGCCAUCUCCUGGGAGAAAGGCACAUUUGUCUGUCCUUGUUUUACUUUGCUAGUGACAUAAUCUUCCUGUACCCAAACACGAGGAAGCCUGUAGCUGCCACUCGAACGCCUGAUCCCAGUCCACUCCCCAUGCCAAGACCUUUAGAGAAAUGACCCAGAUGUGCCCAACGGGUGCUGACGGGAAAACGAGUGGACUCCCUGGCGUUGGGGUGGGCGGAGGCUCCCACGACAGACGUGCCCCUCUGGGCACUUGCACAGUUGGCCAUUCCUCUUCGGCAGGUGUGUGGCAGGUGGACAUCCUCCCCUGGGCUGUCCUGGACACUCCGGGGCCACACUUACUAGUCAGAUGAUGAAUAAAACUGUACAAAUCCAGUGAAUGGAUUUUGAACAGUGGCCACUCA
This is a messenger RNA of Lemur catta (Ring-tailed lemur), 3996 nucleotides long. RefSeq names its product ubiquitin associated and SH3 domain containing A (gene UBASH3A). The record is from RefSeq and is a predicted model, not a curated record. The transcript is spliced from 14 exons. Gene Ontology annotation, biological process: negative regulation of T cell receptor signaling pathway. Gene Ontology annotation, cellular component: cytoplasm. Bases 124 to 1998 code for a protein of 624 amino acids. Gene Ontology annotation, molecular function: protein binding. NCBI's taxonomy places the organism in Eukaryota, Metazoa, Chordata, Mammalia, Primates, Lemuridae.